Molecule: messenger RNA, 1155 nt
Organism: Manis javanica (Malayan pangolin)
Lineage: Eukaryota; Metazoa; Chordata; Mammalia; Pholidota; Manidae
Gene: MTFP1
Product: mitochondrial fission process 1
Biological process (GO): mitochondrial fission
Cellular component (GO): mitochondrion
Source: RefSeq, a predicted model, not a curated record
CUGGCGGGGAUCGCACGACUUGUCCUUCAGUCUGAGACCUUCGGUUGGUCCCGCCACCGCGGAUCGGCGCGCUGGUGGAAGCCGAGGCGGUGGCACCGCAGAAUCUGCUGCAGUGUUUGGGGCCGAGGAGGAAGCGCCAUGUCAGAGUCGCCCCCGCGGGGUGCCGAGCGCGACCUUUUCCGGGACACGUGGGUGCGGUACCUGGGUUAUGCCAAUGAGGUCGGGGAGGCCUUUCGCUCCCUGGUGCCGGCAGCUGUGGUGUGGCUGAGCUAUGGUGUGUCCAGCUCCUACGUGCUGGCUGAUGCCAUUGACAAGGGCAAAAAGGCAGGAGACGUGCGGAGCCCUGAAGCAGGCCGCAGCACCAGGGUGACCGUGGCCGUGGUGGACACCUUCGUGUGGCAGGCUCUGGCCUCGGUGGCCAUCCCAGGCUUCACUAUCAACCGUGUGUGUGCUGCCUCUCUCUACAUCCUGGGCACUGCCACCCACUGGCCUCUGGCUGCCCGCAAGUGGACCACCACCGCACUGGGGCUGCUGGUUAUCCCCAUCAUCAUCCACCCCAUCGACAGGUCCGUGGACUUCCUUCUGGACUCCAGCCUGCGCAAACUGUACCCAUCAGUGGAGAAGCCCAGCUCCUCCUGACCCCGCCACCAUACCUGGCCUGUGGGUUGGCCCACUCCCUGUACUGUUGCAGCUUCCUGCUCCUGCCAGAGGACAUGGCUACCUGCUUCCUGUUUGAGCGGGGCAGAAGCCAAGAGACAAAGUCCUCAAGAGGCAGCAGCCACAGCAACUCACAGACAGACAGGACCUGAACCCCACCGGCUUCCGUGAACCUGUGAUACUGAGUGGGAGUGGACCCUGGGUGGGUCCAGCCCUGUCUUCUGACGGGAAAGCAACAUCCUCCCAUGGAGGAUAAGGAGACUGAGCCCCAGACAGGGCAAGGAAUAUGGCGUGACCACUUGGCCAGCUGGGGACCAAGGCCUCCCCAUGGCAGCGUGGCUGGCUGGAGGAGCAGCAGGCGCUCAGGGAAAUGCAGGAGUCCAGUAGCAGGGACGCUGAGGACUGAUUCCCUGGCCAGCCCAGCCCUCCUGUAGGGGCUGCUGGGGCCUGGCUGGAAGGCAGGACAGCCCCAAGCCCAAUAAAUGCUCAAGAAGUUGA